This is a messenger RNA of Rhinichthys klamathensis goyatoka, 2073 nucleotides long. RefSeq names its product ankyrin repeat and SOCS box containing 15b (gene asb15b). The transcript is spliced from 9 exons. The record is from RefSeq and is a predicted model, not a curated record. Gene Ontology annotation, cellular component: cytoplasm. Gene Ontology annotation, molecular function: protein binding. NCBI's taxonomy places the organism in Eukaryota, Metazoa, Chordata, Actinopteri, Cypriniformes, Leuciscidae. The coding region runs from base 297 to 2051 and encodes 584 amino acids. Gene Ontology annotation, biological process: intracellular signal transduction.
AAGAAAGCAAACUAAACACUGUGUUUGUGUGGGAAGUCAAAGCCUAGUCGUGUCAAAGUGACCCGCAUUCUCAGUGUCUAGAGAAAGCAGGUCAGGACUAAAUAUAUCCUUCAGGACAUGCAAUAACAAACUCAGUCUGUGUCUCGCAGCGCUGGGUGGUGCAUGACAUUUCUUCUGAUUAUCGGUUAUCAUAAACGGUCAGAACAGAGUUACACCAAAAUCCAUGCGAGUUUUAUAAUCCAUCUGAUGACUGAAGUUCUCUGAAGUUUGUUCGUGUGUCUGACCUCUGAAACACAAUGGACUUCAUGGAACAAAUGGACGAAGAUCCGCUCAUUGAGUUUGCGAUUCAAAUGAGCCUCCAAGAUGCUUGCAGUUUGUCUGUUUUGAACGAACCACUAAGCACUUUAGAAUCAGCCAGUGACGAAAACCUCCAGAUUUUAUCUGCUAUACAUCAAGGUGAUGUGUUGGCAUUAAGGAAACUGCACAAGUACAGUGAUGCCUAUAAGGAAAGAGACAGCCGAGGUUGGCUCCCGAUGCACAGAGCGUCUGUCCAGCCAGAUGCCCAUGUGUUGGACCUCGUCCUUCUGGCCUCCUAUGAGCUGAGCAUGGAGGAGCUGACGGCCGGUGGAGACACCGCUCUGACUCUGGCUUCUCAAGCGGGACGCGUGGAGAACGUGAAGCUUCUUCUCCAACACGGAGCAUCUCCACACAACAUGAACAGCAUGAAUGAGACUCCGCUUCUCCUGGCCGUGAGGUCAAACUCUUAUGAUAUGGUUCAUGCACUCAUAACGGGAGGCGCCCUCGUGGAGCAGGUGUGUUUGAAGAAGUGGACGGUAAUGCAUGAGGCAGCGAAGGUGGGCUGCGAGGACGUCCUGAUGCUGUUGCUGAGACACGGGGGGAAGGUGAUGGGACGGGACGGGCACGGGGUCACACCGCUGGGCAUCGCUGCAGAGUACGGCCAUCCCCAAAUACUGGCAAUCCUGAUCCAACAUGGGGGCGACGCCACCGCACAAGCUUCAAACGGAGACAGUGUGUUAUAUGACGCCGCAGGCUCUGGGAACCUGGACUGUAUUAAUCUGCUCUUACAACACGGUGCCAGUCCUAAUGUAGCCAGUCUUUGCUCUCAACUGCCAAUUCACCGUGCAGCCUAUGAAGGGCACUACCUGGCUUUGAGGACCUUCAUUCCCAUCACCACUAACAGAGCCAUUCGUCUGUCUGGCAUGAGUCCGGUUCAUUCUGCGGCGGACGGAGGUCACGCCGACUGUCUCGAGCUGCUCAUCGAACAAGACUUUGACGUCAACUCAAUCUUAGGCUGCCAUAUUUCAGAAAACUACGGUGACAUGAGGAAGACCCCACUGUACUUCGCCAUCUGUAAUGGAGACGUCACCUGCGCUGAGAUGCUUCUGAAAGCAGGAGCCAAACCGGACCUGGACCCUCUGCGAAGCCUCCUGGUGGCGGUCAGAGCUGGGAAACACGAGUUGGUGCGACUGCUUCUCGCUUAUGGAGCGAACGUCAACUGCGUCUUCUCUGUCGUCAGUGACACUGUAUUUCCCACGGCACUGCAAUACUGCCUCAAAGAUGAGAUGAUGCUGCGUCUGCUCCUCAACAAUGGUUACAAUGCAGAAAGCUGCUUUGAGUGUCAUCAUGACAACCCUGUAAUGACAUACACAUGGAGAGAGUAUUACAGCCAGACAUACCAAAUCAAGAGCGUCACAAACAAAGUGACCUUUUGCGAGUUCAUUAGCGUGUCGUGGAUGGCACACUUGGCUGGAAAGGUGGUGCAAACACUCCUGGAUUACGUGAAUCACGUGCACAUCUGCUCUAAACUGCAAUGCAUUCUGGAGAAACAGGAGGAGUGGCCCAACAUCUGUGACUCCUUCAGGAACCCACAGCCUCUGAAACACCAGGCCAGGUUGGUUAUCAGGAGACACAUGACACUGAGAAGACUGAAUGACCCAGAGUUCAUGAGGACCGUUACUUUCCCCCCGACACUGAAGAACUUCCUACUCUACAAAGAAUAUGAUGUCUAUGGGCGAAUGGAUGAACACUAGAUAUACAUCUAUAUGCAUUUUA